Molecule: messenger RNA, 1290 nt
Organism: Sinocyclocheilus grahami
Lineage: Eukaryota; Metazoa; Chordata; Actinopteri; Cypriniformes; Cyprinidae
Product: homer protein homolog 3-like
Exons: 8
Coding region: 378-1280 (300 amino acids)
Biological process (GO): G protein-coupled glutamate receptor signaling pathway
Molecular function (GO): G protein-coupled glutamate receptor binding
Source: RefSeq, a predicted model, not a curated record
CGGGACAUCAAAGCCAAACUGGUUACAAAGUAACAGUCGCGGCUCGUCAUCAAAGUCGCUGCGGGAAGCAUUCGAACGCGGAGCGUGACAGCCGGCGGCCUUUCCCGCGAAUCCGCGUGCUUGCUGAACUACAACCAAAGACAGACACGCCGGGAAAAGAGGAACUGACCGCGCGCUCGGUCAUCACGUCCAGUUUCUGCGGCUGCUGCUGUUGCAUUCGCGUGCUGCCAUGCACAUAUAUGCCGCAUAGAAAGACUCCAGACGCGGAUUACACCCUACAGGCUGCGAACAGUUGCUCCAGAACAGGACCAAGAGUUUGACCCCCUGUGUGUUUACAACGACAUGGGAAAAAGACCCUCAUCUGCCCAGUAAGAAGAAUGUUUCCAUUGCACAGAGAGAGGGAACAGCCCAUCUUCAGCACUCGAGCUCAUGUGUUCCAGAUCGAUCCCGCCACCAAACGCAACUGGAUCCCGGCCAGCAAGCAUGCGGUCACCGUCUCCUUCUUCUACGACGCCAACAGACACGCCUACCGCAUCAUCAGCGUGGGCGGGACCAAGGCGAUCAUCAACAGCACGAUCAGCCACAACAUGACGUUCACUAAGACGUCUCAGAAGUUCGGUCAGUGGGCGGACAGUAGAGCGAACACCGUCUACGGCCUAGGAUUCGCCACAGAGCAGCAGCUGCACCAGUUUGCCGAACGUUUUAAAGAGGUGAGGGAAGCUGCACGUCUGGCCAGAGAGAAAUCACAGGACAAGAUGGAGCUGAGCAACGCAGCUCUCAGUAUCGCCGCUCCUCAGGGUUCCUGGCUAAAAACCUCAGCAUGGGUUGAAGUGGUCAGUGUUUCUGUGUGUUUCAGCUCGAUCUGUGAGAUGAAUCUGGAGUCCGAGCUCUUCACCUUACAGGACAGUAACGCUAAACUCGUGGCCGCGCUGCAUGAGGCCAACGCUAACGUGGAGCAGUGGAAGAAACAGCUGGCGGCGUAUCAGGAGGAGACGGAGAGAUUACGAGAUCAGGAGAUCCGUAUUCUCCAGAGUAAGAGGUCGAACUUCCACGAGCUGGAGCAGGAGAGAGAAGAAGCCAUUCACAGACUACAGGAGCUGGAGAUGCGUAACGUCGAGCUGGAGCGGCGCGUGCAGAACACCGAACAGAACCUGGCGUCUGCGCUGGAGGACCGCGAGCGUGCCGAGAACGAGGUGCAGAGGGUCAUUCAGAUCCUCGACGUCAAGCUCUUCGACCUCAACGACCUGCGGCAGAGUCUGGUCAAGCUGAUCAGUAAAUAGUGUGAUGCUC